UAUCAGUUCUGAUAGAAAACUAGUCGACGUCUGCUCUUGUCGCUUGUUCGGUGUCCGGUGCGUAACGUUAUUGUAAGUUCCAACACCCAAACUGUUUGUUGCAGUGUUUCUUCUAAGAUAAUUUGUUAAAUUAAGUAAUCUCGAAAUAAUUAAACAUGGCGUCGGGAGUAACGGUAUCUGACGCAUGCAAAAUCACUUAUGAGGAAAUCAAAAAGGAUAAGAAACAUCGCUACGUAAUUUUCCACAUCAAAAAUGACACUCAAAUUGAUGUGGAAAAGAUUGGUGCUAGGAAUGAUUCCUAUGAAGACUUCCUCACACAUCUACAAGCUGGGGGUGAAGGUGAAUGCCGCUAUGGUCUUUUCGACUUUGAAUAUAUGCACCAAUGCCAAGGUACCUCCGAAUCUUCCAAAAAACAAAAGUUGUUUUUGAUCUCCUGGUGUCCUGAAACAGCUAAAGUCAAGAAGAAGAUGUUAUACUCUAGCUCAUUCGAAGCCCUUAAGAAAUCGUUAGUAGGAGUACAAAAAUGUAUUCAAGCCACAGAAUUAUCAGAGGCUAGCCAAGAAGCUGUGGAAGAAAAACUGAGAUCCACCGAUCGUCAGUAGAUUGAUUAAAUCUUUUGCUACGACUGUCUACUCACGCACCUACCUACCAAGGUGUUAUAUAUUUAUAAGUAUUUGGAUAUUUAAUAAAGCUUCAUUUUCAAACUGAGUUCUAUCCGUUUCAUUGGAUUACUAUCAUUUUCAAAACUGUAACAUCCCUUUAUAUGAUUUUUCAGUAUUAAAUAAAAUUUAAAUGUCAAA
Molecule: messenger RNA, 800 nt
Organism: Coccinella septempunctata (seven-spotted ladybird)
Lineage: Eukaryota; Metazoa; Arthropoda; Insecta; Coleoptera; Coccinellidae
Gene: tsr
Product: cofilin/actin-depolymerizing factor homolog
Exons: 3
Coding region: 156-602 (148 amino acids)
Biological process (GO): cell motility; actin filament fragmentation; actin filament severing
Cellular component (GO): actin cytoskeleton; actin cortical patch; cytoplasm
Molecular function (GO): actin filament binding
Source: RefSeq, a predicted model, not a curated record